This is a messenger RNA of Thlaspi arvense, 5167 nucleotides long. Lineage: Eukaryota; Viridiplantae; Streptophyta; Magnoliopsida; Brassicales; Brassicaceae. The record is from the annotation of a GenBank genome assembly.
AUGUGAAGUAAAGAUGUUUGUAAAAGAUCCGUGAACGGCGAAAAAAGAAAGAAAGAACCCUUUUCGCCACCAAAGUGGCCAUAUCCUUCUCUGGUGGGGUUUGUGAGGGAGAGGGAGAGAGAGGACCGUCUUCUCUUCCUUCUUCUUGUGUGGUUUCGUGGGCGUGCUCUCCAAGGUAUACUGUCCACAUCCACUCGUCACCUCACCCCACCCUCGUUCUAUAAGUACUCACUCGUUGAAAAUACUCGGUAUCAAAUAAUUGAAAACAGAGAGAGAGAGAGAGAGAGAGAGAGAGAGAGAGAGAGAGAGAGAGAGAGAGAGAGCAAAGCCAUGGACUUUCUUGGUUCCACGAAGGAUAACGGUAUGUUAACAAUGUUGUUCUCGUUUACGGAAUCUAUUUUGCCUCCAGAUUCUAGGUCUUUUCUUCUGGAACCUCUUUUCCUAAGAUGGGUUUCUGGUUUCUUGCACGGGGUUUUGUUACUCGUGCUGUUUUGUUCAUGGGUGCGUAGCAAAAUUAGGGGGAAUAAUGGUUUUGGUGUUGAUACGGAGAGUUUGAAAGAUAGGAGAGAUUUCGGGUUUAACUCGGCUCUGUUUUGUAGCUUAGCUCUGUCUUUCCUUAAUCUCGUGUUGAUGUCGUUGAGUGGUUUCUAUUGGUACGAGAGUGGUUGGUCAGAUAACGAGCAGCUUGUUUCUCUCGUCGGGUUUCUAUUGGGAACGGUUUCUUGGGGGGUUUUGUCGGUUUGCUUGCGUCGCUGUAGUGAUUAUGAGAAGAAAAAGUCUCCGUUUUUGCUUAGGCUCUGGUUGGGUUUCUAUCUCGCGGUUUCUUGCUACUCUCUUGUGGUAGACUUUGUUAUGUACAAGAGACACGGAACCGUACAUGUUGAUCUUCUAGCGUACGAUAUACUUGCUUUCAGUGCUGCUUUGUUCCUCGGUUAUGUGGCUUUCCUCAAGAAAGCUAGAGGCAACAGCAAUGGAGUUUUGGAAGAGCCGCUGUUGAACGGAGAUUCUAGUGUUGGUGGUGGUGUAGAGCUGCAUAAGACCAACGGGAGUGAUGAGGCUACACCGUACUCUAAAGCUGGUAUUCUCGGUCUCUUGACUUUCUCUUGGAUGAGUCCAUUGAUAAACAUCGGAAACAAGAAAACCCUUGAUCUAGAAGACGUUCCGCAGCUUCAUGAUAAUGACAGCGUAGUCGGGUUAGCCCCAAAGUUUAGGAGUAUGCUUGAGUCAUCAGAUGGUGGUGAGAGAAGUGGCGUGACCACGUUCAAGCUCAUUAAGGCGUUGUUCUUUUCGGCUCAGUGGGAGAUUAUAGUGACGGCGUUCCUCGCUUUCAUCUACACGGUCGCGUCAUAUGUUGGGCCAGCACUCAUUGAUACAUUCGUUCAAUACCUUAAUGGACGUAGACUGUACAACCACGAAGGAUACGUGCUAGUCGUCACUUUCUUUGUUGCUAAGCUCGUGGAGUGCCUUUCGCAGAGACAUUGGUUCUUUAGGUUGCAGAAGGUUGGUAUUAGGAUGAGAUCUUCUCUGGUCGCGAUGAUAUACGAAAAGGGUCUGACUCUUUCUUGCCACUCAAAGCAAGGACGCACAAGCGGGGAGAUUAUAAAUUUCAUGACUGUUGAUGCCGAGAGGAUUGGGAAUUUCAGCUGGUACAUGCAUGAUCCAUGGAUGGUUUUGUUACAAGUCGGUCUAGCUCUGUGGAUAUUGUAUAGAAACCUUGGAUUAGCUUCAAUAGCGGCUUUGAUUGCUACCAUUCUAGUCAUGCUUGUGAACUUCCCAUUCGGGAGAAUGCAAGAGAGGUUUCAGGAGAAGUUAAUGGAAGCUAAGGAUAACCGGAUGAAAUCAACAUCUGAGAUCUUGAGGAACAUGAGGAUUCUCAAACUUCAGGGAUGGGAGAUGAAGUUUCUGUCCAAGAUAUUCGAUCUCAGGAAGUCUGAGGAAGGAUGGCUGAAGAAGUAUGUGUAUAACUCUGCUAUUAUAAGCUUUGUCUUCUGGGGUGCUCCUACUUUGGUGUCAGUCUCCACUUUUGGUGCUUGUAUACUUCUUGGGAUCCCACUUGAAUCUGGAAAGAUACUCUCAGCGCUUGCAACCUUCAGGAUCCUACAAGAGCCGAUCUACAAUCUUCCAGACACUAUCUCCAUGGUUGUGCAAACAAAAGUCUCUCUUGAUAGGAUCGCAUCCUAUCUUUGUCUAGACAACUUACAGCCAGAUGUUGUAGAGAGGCUUCCUAAGGGAAGUUCAGACAUAGCUGUGGAAGUGACCAACAGCACUUUAUCUUGGGAUGUCUCAUCCGCUAGCCCAACUCUAAAAGACAUCAACUUCAAGGUCUUUCCUGGUAUGAAGGUCGCAGUUUGUGGAACUGUUGGCUCUGGGAAAUCGAGCUUGCUUUCAUCUAUACUAGGAGAAGUACCAAAGAUAUCUGGAAGUCUUAAGGUCUGUGGGACAAAAGCGUACGUUGCACAGUCUCCUUGGAUUCAGAGCGGUAAAAUUGAGGACAACAUCUUGUUUGGUAAGCCCAUGGAGAGGGAACGGUAUGAGAAGGUGCUUGAAGCAUGUUCUUUGAGUAAGGAUCUGGAGAUACUCUCAUUCGGUGAUCAAACUGUUAUAGGAGAACGAGGCAUCAAUCUGAGUGGUGGACAGAAGCAAAGGAUACAGAUUGCACGUGCUCUCUACCAAGAUGCAGAUAUCUACCUGUUUGAUGAUCCUUUUAGUGCUGUGGAUGCUCACACAGGGUCACAUCUCUUUAAGGAAGUUUUACUGGGGCUUUUGUCUUCCAAGUCGGUUAUCUAUGUAACUCAUCAAGUUGAGUUCUUGCCUGCUGCUGAUCUUAUACUGGUCAUGAAAGAUGGAAGGAUCAGCCAAGCUGGAAAAUACAAUGAUAUCCUAAGCUCAGGAACAGAUUUCAUGGAGCUUAUAGGUGCGCAUCAGGAGGCUCUGGCAGUAGUUGGUUCGGUUGAUGCCAACUCUGUUUCUCAGAAACCAGCUUCAGGUGAAGAAAAUGGUGUUGCUAGAGAUGCUAGUGGGCUUGACGAGAAACAAGAAAGCCAAGAUCUGAAGAAUGACAAAUCAGACUCUGGGGAGACCAAGAGACAGAUUGUGCAAGAGGAAGAGAGGGAGAAAGGUAGCGUCGCUUUGGAAGUUUACUGGAAAUACAUCACACUGGCGUACGGAGGAGCUCUCGUGCCAUUCAUAUUGUUGGCACAAGUUCUGUUCCAGCUUCUACAGAUUGGUAGCAACUACUGGAUGGCUUGGGCUACUCCUGUUUCCCAAGAUGUGGAAGCUCCUGUGAACAUGUCGACGCUGAUGAUUGUGUAUGUUGCUUUGGCUGUUGGAAGUUCCCUCUGCAUUCUUGUCAGAGCCACGCUUCUUGUCACCGCUGGUUACAAGACAGCCACUGAACUGUUUCAUAGAAUGCAUCACUGCAUUUUCCGCUCGCCGAUGUCUUUCUUUGAUUCCACUCCAAGUGGAAGAAUCAUGAACAGAGCUUCUACCGACCAAUCCGCGGUGGAUUUGGACAUACCGUAUCAAUUCGGAUCAGUUGCAAUCACAGUCAUUCAGCUUAUUGGAAUCAUUGGAGUCAUGUCUCAGGUUUCUUGGCUGGUUUUUCUUGUCUUCAUCCCUGUGGUUGCUGCCUCCAUAUGGUAUCAGCGAUAUUACAUAGCUGCAGCAAGAGAGCUUUCGCGGUUAGUUGGAGUCUGUAAAGGCCCUCUGAUUCAGCAUUUUUCUGAAACGAUUUCAGGGUCAACAACCAUCAGGAGUUUCAAUCAAGAAUCCAGAUUCCGUGGUGACAACAUGAGGCUGAGUGAUGGUUACUCUAGGCCCAAAUUCUAUUCAGCUGGAGCGAUGGAGUGGCUUUGCUUUCGCCUUGAUAUGUUAUCUUCGCUUACAUUUGCCUUCUCGCUUGUUUUCUUGAUCUCCAUACCUACUGGACUGAUUGAUCCAAGCCUCGCGGGAUUAGCCGUGACCUAUGGACUCAGUUUGAAUACUCUGCAAGCUUGGCUGAUCUGGACGCUCUGUAAUCUUGAGAACAAAAUCAUAUCGGUAGAGAGAAUACUUCAGUACGCAAGUGUCCCCAGCGAACCACCUCUUAUAGUCGAAUCAAACCGACCUGAGCAAUCAUGGCCUUCACGUGGAGAUGUGGACAUCCGUGAUCUUCAGGUCCGGUAUGCUCCACAUAUGCCACUUGUGUUGCGAGGAAUCACAUGCACAUUCAAAGGAGGUUUGAGAACAGGAAUCGUUGGAAGGACAGGAAGCGGGAAAUCGACUUUGAUACAAACUCUUUUCCGCAUUGUAGAGCCUACAGCUGGAGAAAUCAGGAUAGAUGGAGUUAAUAUCUUGACCAUUGGGUUACAUGACUUGCGUUUAAGGCUAAGUAUUAUACCGCAAGAUCCAACCAUGUUUGAAGGAACAGUGAGAAGUAACUUGGACCCUCUUGAAGAGUACACAGAUGAUCAAAUCUGGGAGGCUCUUGACAAGUGCCAGCUAGGAGAUGAGGUGAGGAGAAAGGAGCAAAAGCUGGACUCUAGUGUGAGCGAGAAUGGAGAGAAUUGGAGUAUGGGACAGAGGCAACUUGUGUGUCUCGGGAGAGUUCUUCUCAAGAGAAGCAAAAUCUUGGUGCUUGAUGAAGCCACUGCUUCUGUCGACACUGCAACUGACAAUCUGAUUCAGAAAACGUUGAGGGAACACUUCUCAGAUUGUACGGUGAUAACCAUUGCACACAGGAUAUCUUCGGUUAUAGACAGCGACAUGGUUCUGCUUCUUAGCAAUGGGAUCAUUGAGGAGUAUGAUUCGCCAGUGAGAUUGCUGGAGGACAAGUCUUCAUCUUUUGCUAAACUCGUGGCUGAGUACACCGCAAGAUCCAGUUCCAGUUUUGACUGAUCCUCUAUUUUCUUAGUGAUGAUAACUGAUGACGAUGAAAAAAAAAAAAUACAUAAGGGACCGUUAGUUUCUGAGUCGCUGCAACAUUAGCUGGAUUAUAUAGUUCACAAGAAAGAAACACGUAUCAUAGUUUUGUUUAAAACCAACUUUUGUAAUGUUUAUGUCAAAUAACAGAUGAUGAUUCUGUAUCGUUAUUUCAAAUUAAUGCAAUAAAUAAAACGUUAUACUUCAAAUUGAAAAAUAUCAUAACGUUUCUCAUUUGGUUUGAUAAAAGUAAAACCGAAGCAGCUUC